This is a messenger RNA of Dermacentor silvarum, 9007 nucleotides long. It is a transcript of the gene PAN2, whose product is annotated as PAN2-PAN3 deadenylation complex catalytic subunit PAN2. Lineage: Eukaryota; Metazoa; Arthropoda; Arachnida; Ixodida; Ixodidae. Bases 37 to 3633 code for a protein of 1198 amino acids. Gene Ontology annotation, cellular component: PAN complex; P-body. Gene Ontology annotation, molecular function: poly(A)-specific ribonuclease activity; protein binding; nucleic acid binding. The transcript has 27 exons. Gene Ontology annotation, biological process: nuclear-transcribed mRNA poly(A) tail shortening; mRNA processing. The record is from RefSeq and is a predicted model, not a curated record.
GGUUCCCUUGUAAACAACAGCAGGAGCUGCCACAACAUGGAGUAUGCUGUGCCCAAGUAUCCAGGUGUCGGGGAAAGUGGCCUGGAGCAGUUCCCAGGAGCCUUGGCCCUUGGCCAGGACUAUAGUUUUCUGCAGAACAUUCCAGUGGAUGGUGGCAGCCAGUUUGGUGUCUCUGCACUGGCAUUUGAUACCCAGGAAGAGCUGCUUUGGAUGGGAAAUCAGGGGGGUCACGUGACAUCCUACUAUACCUGGGAGUUGCAGAAGUACACAUCUUUUCAAGUGCACGCAACCAACGAGGUGCGGCAGUUGCUUACCAUUGAUGCAGGUAUCCUGUCUCUCACUUGCAACACUCUUCGUCUCAACAACCGCAGAGGACUGAUUGCAUUCCACCAUAGCUCUGAAGAACUGGAGGACAUGCACUGCAUGACCUUGUCACCGUCUGGUUCAUUACUGAUGGGUGGUAAUCAGACGAGCCUCAUUGAACUGGAUCUUGCAACGGGCGAGCAGACCACAGUUGCCGACGUGGGGGAGAAUGGAUGUGCUGUCAUACGGAGGCACCCACGCUUCAUCUGCUGUGCUGACUUCACGGGCAAGGUCACACUGCGAGACUCAUCAACUUUUAAGGUUGAGUACACGUUAGAAUCACUUUCAGAAACUGGUGUGCUGUCUGACUUUGAUGUGCUCGGCAACAUGGUCGUCACAUGUGGCUUUACCAACAGACAUGGUGCACUUACGGUGGAUCCGUUCAUAAAAGUAUAUGACCUGCGCGUCAUGCGAGCUGUGGCACCAAUCCAGAUGCUGUUCCCGCCAUCCCUGCUACGCUUUGUUCCAGCCUUCACUUCUAGGCUCUUCGUUGUGUCUCAGACAGGUCAGUUCCAGCUGGUGGACACCAGCACCUUGACCCAAGCAUCAUACAUCUACCAGCUAGAAACUGGUGGUGCGGCUGUUCAUGCUUUUGACACUUCCUCAUCCUGUCAGGCUUUGGCUUUUGGUGAUGUGGCUGGCUACCUUCAUCUUUAUGGAGCCAGUACUCACGUCAACUUUAAUAACUUCAGUCAACCGACUGAAUUUGCUGACCCGGAAGAGCCACUUCACCCUAUUGAUAUAAAUGACGAGAUAGCCCCCCUGUCCACCAUCCCCAUGCCCUACUGCAGUGGCAAGCUGCUCUCAGACCUGCCCAAGGAGUUCAUUAAGUAUGUGUACAGGAGGCCAGUUCCAAUUGAUCCUGUCAUCUUGAACACCAUGAAGAUGGUGGGGUCCAUUGGGUAUGCCCCAAACCCAGGUCUCUGGAAACGCAAUGAAGUGCGCUACCCGCAUGAAGCACACCACCGCAGGACCAAGGACACCCGCGAGGAGACUGACAUGAUUCCUCAAUGGUAUAAGAAGAUUGAUGUGAAGUACUCCAAGAUGGGCAUUGAGGACUUUGACUUUAACCUCUACAACCGCACCUGCUUUGCAGGCCUUGAGACAAAUCUGCCUAAUGCGUACUGCAAUAACAUGAUUCAGGUUCUGUACUUUACGGAGCCCUUGCGAUGUGCCAUCAUGAACCACAGCUGCCAGCGAGAGUUCUGCCUCGCGUGUGAGCUGGGCUUCCUCUUUCACAUGUUGGACACUGCCCAGGGCAUACCCUGCCAGGCAAGCAAUUUUCUUCGUGCAUUUCGGACUAUCCCGGAAGCGUCUGCCUUGGGCCUCUUACUUUCCGAUUCGGAUGAUGCUCGCAAGAAGGUCAACUUCCCACGACUCGUGCAGAGCUGGACACGAUUUGUGCUUCAACAGAUACACUCGGAAACGCCAGAAUUUCAAGACGACGACAUACAGAAAUCAGAGAAAGCUAGCGAGACGGGCAGCCAGGUGAGCAAGCUGUUUGGUUGGACGCUGCUCAACUCGAACCAGUGCCGGUGCGGCAACAUCAGGGAGAAAGAGUCUACUACACUGCUCUGCUCCCUCGUCUACCCCGACCCUCUGCCACCCGUUCCGGAACGAGUGACGCCUCAUUAUCCUUUCACUGAGAUACUCAAGCGAAGCCUUUGCCUCGAAAGCACUAUGCCAGCCUGGUGUGACAAGUGCGAGAAAUACCAGCCCACGCUACAAAGCAAAAGGCUAAAGUCAUUACCAGAAAUACUGACUGUCAGCUCGGGCUUGGAAAAUCAGCAGGACCUAAACUUUUGGCAGACACAGAUUGAGAUGUUUGGCAACAAAGACAGCAAGGCAAUGUCCUUCUGUUCAUCAGCUCCUGUGCCUAAGCGGUGUCGAUACGGGAACUGCUGCACUCGGGCGGGCUGCAAGUUCUUCCAUGAAAAAGACAAAGGAAAGCGAUAUGUGGCUUCUAAAGUGGAGGUGGACACAAGUGUUCAAAGUGCUUCUUCCUGGCUUCCUUUGUCUAUACUUGUGACAUUGAAUAAGGAUGGAACAGUGGACAUUUGCCGGGCUGACUGCAAGACUGAAGCCUCCACACCUGAAGACGCAGGCUUGAGCACAGGGAAAGAGGAUGGUGCUGGUGGGAAAGACAAAAAGAUCAGCUCAGAGAAGGAACAGGUGGGAGACAAGAAGGAAGAGGGAGACGACUUGGAGAUGAAGGAAGGAGAGGGAGAAGUCGAGGAGGAGAGUGAAGAGGAAGAAGGCAAUGCAGUCCUGUACGAGCUGACGUCGGUGGUGUCUGUGGUGAACAACAGCCGCACCAACAUCGUGAGCUGCAUCCGGGUGGGGCCCUCGUACCACAUUCACCACCAGGGGGGACCGGCCACCCAGUGGUACCUCUUCAAUGACUUCACCAUUGUGCCCAUAUCUCCCGAAGAAGCGGUGUGGCUUCCUUUGGACUGGAAGCUACCCUGUGUCCUGCACUACACACUUGCUGACAUUUCGAACAAGCAUCCAGCAACAGUGAAGGCACCUCUGUCAGCAGACGUGUUCCAGCAAGACAUUUCUUUAGCAGCAAAUGGUGGUCGGCGCCAUGUCACUUUCACUCCGCUUUCACCGAGUGAGAUUCUGAAACAAGGUGACAUUGUUGCCAUGGACGCUGAGUUUGUCACCCUCAACCAGGAAGAGGCAGAGAUACGGAGUGAUGGGACAAGAUCUACCAUUCGUCCUUCCCACAUGUCUGUUGCUAGGAUCUCCUGCCUUCGAGGGCAAGGGCCUCUCGAAGGGAUUCCAUUUAUUGAUGACUACAUUGCAACUCAAGAACAGGUGGUGGACUACCUGACCCAGUUCUCAGGCAUCCAGCCUGGUGACCUGGAUGUGACCAUUUCGUCCAAGCAUCUGACCACACUUAAGGCUACUUACCGAAAGCUGCGCUACCUCGUGGAUGAAGGAGUCAUCUUUGUUGGCCAUGGUCUCAAGAAUGACUUUAGAGUCAUCAACCUUGUUGUACCUGCUGACCAAGUGAUUGACACCGUGCUUCUUUUUCAACUUCCUAACAAGAGAAUGGUAUCUCUGCGUUUUCUUGCUUGGCACUUUCUUGGACUGAAGAUCCAGUCCAAGAUGCACGACUCCAUCGAGGAUGCCAAGACAGCGCUACGGCUGUACCGCAAGUACCAGCAGCUCGAGAGGGAAGGGCGGGUGACUGAGUCCCUGAAGGAGAUGUACGAGGCUGGCCGCAAGUCCUCGUGGAAGGUUCCCGGUGCCGACGAGGAAUGACAGUGUGACCACCUCUGGGCGGCGGUGGAAGGCUGCUGGCCCAGCUUCGAUUCCCAGUGAUGGUCAUCGUAGGCAGAGAGCACAACACUGCGGUUGCCAGUUGCACUGCCUUAAAGAGCUGCCCAGAAAUGCUCAAGGUAACGUGGCAGGUAUGGCACGCAUUGUGCUGCCGCUACACAAGGGUUUCAGCAGCUACUGUCUCAAGUUAUCAGAUAUAGAGCAGAGCAGGAGGAAAUAACACUGAUUAGUCCUAAUGGACAUGAGGCUUAAUGCAAGCAAGUAAGUAAAGUAGGGAAUUUAAGACAAAAUGUUAAUCUUUUGCGUGACAGAAUUUAUGGUAGCAGCAAGCAUGGCGAAGAAAUGAUAAAUUCCAGUAAGCUGUUUCAUCAUCCAGAUUCUGCCAAUCAAUUUUUUACGCAUACAUUUUGCUCCUCCGGAAUUGAACCCAGUCAGUGCUCAAGGUAUGUACAGUUGCAAGAGUCUCGAAAAUAGCACCAGUUUAGAGAUAUUCAUCCCUGAGCUUGCGGUGAUAUGCAUUGGUGCUCCGGUUAUUAUUUUCCCUCAAUGCCCCCCCCCCCCCCCCCCCUUUAAGGUAUGUGGGACAAAACUGUGUAGAAAACUGGUGUAUUUUGUUCUGAAUUUUUGGAACUGACAUAGGUAUCUCAACAUUGGUGCUAGUCUCGGGAUUCCCACUAAAUGGAUGGGCCUCGAGCACUGACUGGCUUCAAUUCCAUCAUUUAGUAUUAUUGUGUAAUGUAUGCUGAGGUCGCUCAUUGGGAGAAAUUAAUUCAUCCAAUUGAGAUAAAGAAGUGUUUUUGUGGGAAUUAUUACCCAAUUUCUUAUUUCCUGCACUGCUAUGAAUUCUGUCCAGGAAAAAAUUGGCUUCUUUUUUUCCUUGAUUCCUUGAUUUAAUAACUUGACAUAGUUGUGGCUGACACACUCUGCAAGUGGCCCACAUUGUGCUAUCGCAUUCAAAAGUGUAAUCUGGGUCGGAGAUUAGCAGUGCCUAUUAUCAUUGCCCACUGAAGCUGUUGGGGAUGGGGCUGUACCAUUUUCAAUUGCCUGGUUGCUUACAGAACAUGCGUAAGUGCAUGUUUGGCUUCUCACCUGUCAUAUCAAGCAGCUUUGGAACUUGUGCCCAUAUACCAAUUACUGUCACCGUACAACUGACAUACCAGCACAUAAGUGUUGGCCUCGCAGGAUGUCCACGUGAUAUGUCAGCUACAAUCAGCGGUGACGUUUUACAAGUGUGCUUUCAGCCAAGAUCUGGUACACACAUGAUUGUAUUGAAUGACUUUUCUUGGCGGAAAGCAAGCAGAAGUGGCUGCUUAUGACUGUGUCACUGCUAGUGCCAUUGUCCCAGCAGAUAAAUAGAAGACAGCUGCACAUUGCAAUGACAGCUCUGCACAUCUUGGUUAAACCAUGUGUCCCUACUGGCACUGUAGCUCAAUCUGUUAAGACUGUAACAUGGUACUAUUUGCAAUACACGUACUGUCAGCACUCAUUGAAAUGCAAGAAGUUGGAGCGCUCAAUUUUUGUACAGCUUAGAUAAGAGCUAUUGGAAUGAGGUGUUAUGUCCAACUCUGACGUGUCAUGAGCUGUGUUUGUGACAAGUUAGUAUUGGCCAUGAAUCUUCAUGCCUACUGUGUUUGCUAAGCUGCACAAAAACUACAUGCUGUGCAGUGUUCAUUUCGGUUGGUGCUGAUAGCAUGGAGUGUCAAAUCUUUUCAUUGCUGCCAUUGUCAUCGGGUCCCAGGCAAGCACAUGGGAGAUCUAGGUUGCGAGCAGCAAUUCGUGCUGUGCUGGAACAAUGUGGAAUUGCAGAAGCUUUGCCCUUUUACUUAGAAGUCAAGCAUCAAUUAGGGACAUGGAACAUAACGGCAUUAUAGCAACUUGACGGCCUGUACUUUGACAGAGUAAUAGGAUCUUGAAGUUUACUGCAGUCGUGUAUAGCACAGAGCUUGCCCCAACACUUGGCAGCGUGUUGCAAGCAUAGGUCUUGUUGUGUCCAUACGUGCCUACUGAGCCAUGCCAGCAGGCAAAAAUUCCGUCUCAGAAAUACCUCUACUUAUGACCUGCAAGUCUUUCUCUUUUCCUUACAUGCAACCAUCCUGAGGUCCUUUGUAGAGGUGCCUGUAGAAAGCAUGGUACUACAAUGAUUAAGAGCAACUUCAGAAGCUAUGGCAAAGAGUCUUGAUAUAAGUACGGACCUUCUUGUGAAAAUCACUUUGAAAUGUUUGCUCUAGGCUGCUGCUUUUCCAGUUUUGCACUGAUCCAACAGUGUCAUGACUUGGUCUCUUUGGUUAAAGUGCCUUUUGAACUGCAGUGUAAAAGAAAAAAGGAGGGGAGGACAUCAAGUGUCGUGUUGUUGCAGUCCUAUUUCUUUAUCAGUGCAUCAUAUUAAUUUUUGCUCUGCAGUUCAAGACGCACUGACGUCCAUUUUGCAGCAUUUCUGUGUGUUCACCAUCUCUGAGUAUGCACUGUAUCAAAUUUCAUGUAAUGGCUGCAAGGUUACUGCAUUAUCAUACGUCAUCCCUACGAGUAAGCACUCUGGCGUGCUCAAAACACUUCUCUCAUUUGAAUAGUUCUUGGCCAUUGGUCAAAGAAACAUCUCUCGAGAAAGCACAAAAUAUUUCUGUCGAGAAUGUCGGAGUAAUUUCCUUCGGGUGCAGAGAGUGCUUGUAGAUGCCCAUGCUGGGCAGUGCGAGCAACCUUUUGGCCUUAGAGGGACCAGUUGGGAAGGGAAGCUGUGACUUGCACGAAAGACUUGCCAAACCUUUUCGACGCAAGAGAAGGCAGACUGUGUGCAGCAAAGUGAAUUUGUACUUACAUGCCAAGUUGUAUACAGUCUCACUAUGUACCUCAGGCCACCCAUUGCUGUCGCAUGUUUUGUACUGUGUAAGCAAGAAUCCAUGAUGUAAGCCUAUUCAAGACUUUGAUACCAUGCCAAUAAGAUGGUAUCAACUGCUGCAAUAUUGUUUGACAAUCUAGAAGAAAGAAUUAGCCAUGCACAGAGUUUAACCGAGGCUGCUUCUAGCAUCUCUAUUGCCACAUGUCUAUUCACUAUACAGUCAAGCCUCGUCAUAACGAAGCCGAAUCCAACACAAGAAUACCUGCGUUAUAUUGAAUAUUCGUUAUGAGCAUGUAUUCCUUACAUUCUGACAUUAGCGAGAAAAGCAUUUUAGAUUUACUUCAUUAUAGCUGAUAAUUCGUUAUAUCGAGGUACGACUUUAUUACACUCUUGAAAUUGGGCUUAACUGCAGAUGUUAGCAUAAUCAGGUUUUAUUUGUAAAAUCUUUUUUCUCGUUAUUAACAAUUUAUUAGAUUUCAUUUUGAUACUUUUGCGUCUGUAUAUCAGGCUAAGUAUUUUUACCAUCUCUUAUGAUGUCCUUAAUAUAUGUUGGCACUUGUUCAGGGUGAUGGAGCUUUGGAGAAAGUUAACUGGGUGUGGGAAAGAUAUUUCAGUCUGGUGUCAUAAUUUAUAUUCACAAAUUCAGCCUUCUGAAGCUGCCAUGUUGCAAAUCCUUUCAAAAGUUCGCCAAAUGUAUUUAUAUUGUAUUUUGUACUGCGGCAAAGACACUCAGCCUUUUAAUGCAUGAAUCAUGUACAUCCUCUGAAAAAUGAUAUUUUGUACGUUUUGGUGGCUUCUCUCCUUGUUUCGAAGUAGGCGUAAAAGUAAAAGCUUGACUUGGAGACUUGACAUAUAAAAAAAAAGUAUUUUCACAAUACAUUAUGAAAGAUCAAAUAAGGUUAAUCAGUCUCACGGCCUUGCUGAAUUAAUCAAUGCAACAAGUGUCUAUGUAUGCUAUACCGAAGUAUUUUUUAUAGUGAGCUACCCUGCAAUGUUCACAUUCAAAUGGAAACAAGCCAAAUGAAACAAUUAAAUAGGCAUAGUUACCUGGGAUUGCUCAAUUAUAUAUUUGUUGGUUUCAUAAAUUAAGUUUCUGGGCAUCCUUAAUGCAUGUUCUCCAUAGCACCCUUUUAUUUUUUUAUGUAUUUGAUGAGCUUAUGCUGCUGGCGAAUAAUUGAGACGCACACGUGAGAGAAAUGAAUGAGAAAACUCCUUUUGCACGAUCAACCGAGUGAGAAACAGGAUAUUGUCUUUAAGCUGGUGUUUAAAUGUGCUGUAGCCUUGAGACUCCAAACUUGAGGCCGAACGAUGCCACUGUCACAUGCAUUCAAGUAUGUAGAAACAGUCAUAAAUUCUUGCUCAUUUUUACUUGGUCAUGUUUCUAUUUGUGCCACUGGAACUUUGUUGCUUUAGUGCUUAUUCCGUGAAUGGCUGAGAAAUCGAAAUGGACUAAGGAACGCACAUUUCACACCAACCAUUGUCAUUUUGUGCAUGGGUGAAUACUGUAUUUACUCAAUUGUUAUGUGCACUCGAUCAUCACUCCCUGAAAUUAAAAAUGCAAUGCCCUUAGUUGUUCACUUACCAGUUUUUCAUCGUAAUAAGCAGAAUACAGUAAUGAUAAUUUGCUUUCUCUUGGAAAAAAGAAAAUUUAUUGCACCUGAGGCACAGUAGGUCAGGCAUCACUCAUUAUCACUGUCGGAGGAGGCUCCUUAUCACUAUCGACUGCCCAGAGCAUCUAAUCUUCCCUUUGCAGACCAUGGCAGCCUAAUAGCCUAAUUAACUUGCAGAGUGAGCACAAAUCUGCCGCAACUGAUACAACUGCAGCGAUGUGUGAAUUGGAAGACAGAAAUUUUGUGCCCAUGAUGAUAGCUUGUCAGUAUUGCAGAUUUAGUUCCAUACUCGGAUCUAACAGGCAUUUAAUUUGGUAACAAAUUUUUCUGGAAAAAAGUGUGCGUUAGAAUUGAGUAAAUAUGAUAGUGUUCUUAAAUAUUUCUUAUGAGCUUUGCUGAUGCAAAUGGGUUUUUUUCUUUUUCUUUCUGGACGAUAUACUCAGGUAAAUGGUACAUUAUUUUGUCUUGCUUUACUCAUGUUUUUGGAAGUUUUUUACAAUGCUUCAAAAUUUGUAAUUGUUUCAGGACUCAUUAAUUGUUAAUGUGUUCAAUUACUGAUCUCAGUGAGCACGUGUUUACACAACUGUGAUGUUGCAUCAAUCGUUCACCAAAAUUGUGUACAUUAACUGUAAUUUCCAUAUGCAUAAUAAAGACAUUCAUUAUUUUUAUUCCUGGUGCUGUUGUAUUCCUCCAUGCUUUAGUUUUUCUCGGGCUCACCCGCCGGGGUGGCUCAGUCAGCUAAGGUGUUGCGCUGCUGAGCACGAGAUCGCGGGAUCGAAUCCCGGCCGCGGCGGCCGCAUUUCGAUGGAGGCGAAAUGCAAAAACGCCCGUGUGCUUUCGUUGUAGUGCACGUUAAAGAACCCCAGGUGAUCAAAAUUAAUCCGGAGCCCUCCACUACGGUGUGCCUCAUAAU